CGGCAGUGCCAGCAACGCCGCCCGCGCGCCAGCGCGCGGCCAACGCGGCGCGACGCGGUUGCCCGUUGGCCGGAACGGAUCGGACACGCCACGCGGGCUAGAGCUCCCCCUCGGAGAAACCGAUAACUAUGCCGUCGCCUCGGCAUUGGAAGCCUCCCCCCCUGCUCUGUCCCGAGUUGCGGACCGACUGGCGACUGGCGAGGCAGGGAGAUGGGAGCGCGGUAGCGGCUGGGGGAGAGAGCAAGCAGGAGAGGCGCGCGCGCGAUUCCGGGGGUCGUCGCCGGUUGGUCGGGGGUUUCGAGGUCGGACUCCCGGUGGCCGCUGCGAGGUAUGCACGCACUUCAAGUGCUCGAGCACAACUAGUAGGAUGCCGUUGAAGGCAUCGCGGGUAGAAAUUUGCCUGGGUCAGUUGCUUGUGGAGUUGAGGGUCACCGAUGUGUGCAUCGUGCAAGGUGUAUGUUCUUGCUGGUUUUCAGGAUAAUUCACUCGUAGGGAUAGUUCUGUAGUCUGCAAUACGGCUGAGGAAUUUUAUUUCAGGGCGACUGAGAGUACGGUAGAGAAUUGAGAACACAUGGAGCAUGACCAUGUCGUACUUGUUUCAUCAUUUUGUUAAGUUUUUUAGAUCACGAAUUGGUAGAGCAAUGUUUGACAAGGUCAUGCCGGUAGUUUUGUUUAUGUUUUCCUCUCAUCUACUCUACUUCCCAAUUGCCUUUGGAGGAUCUGCGAUAUCUCGUCAGUUAGUGGUAGGCACAUGAUUUUGUGCAGCCAGUAAAUUGGCAGAACUGGGACGAUGCAUACUACUUAGUAUAGACUAUAGAGUACUCCUUCUGUCAUUAUCUUUGCAUAUUAAAUGGAGUUACCGUAUAGCCUCUCAUUUGGUCCGGGUAACUUGUGCUUAGUUGUGCCUGCUUAUUUUCAUCAUUUGAUUAGCCCCAAAAAAAUCUUGCGAACAUGAUGAUGAAUUGGUAGAGUAAUGUGCCACAAAGUCAUGCCGGCAAUUUUGUUUAUGUUUUCCUCUCAUCUACUCUCCUCGACUCCUCCCCAAUUGCCUCUGGAGGAUUUGCAACAUCUCGUCACUUCAUGGUAGCAGACGACUUUGUGCAGCCAAUUAACUGGGACUGGGGCGGCAUACUACUUACCAGCUACAGCCUUUCAUCGUCUUAUAGAAUAUUGCAUAUCCGGGUAGAUGGUUUAUGUACUUCUGAAACAUCCUGCUGUUGGCAUUCUGAGUUGCUGACAGACACUAGCAUGUAAAAAUGAAUAUGCAGAAAUAAAGAACAGCAAUGGCAUCUACGGAGCCACGGACGGUCUUCCUCGCCUUCAUCGUCAUUCUUGUGGUGGUCAUAAUAAUCCUCCUUGGUAUUUGCUGGAAGGUCCUCAAACCAGAUCUCAUGAGGAAAUUGAUGCGGCCAAGGAGCCCUGGUUCAGAGGUGCCAGAGUACUUCAGCGGCAAUAUGAGUGGAAACCUCCGGACGAUUACAUACUUCGAUUAUGCUACGCUGAAGAAGGCCACGAGGGAUUUCAACCAGAAAAACCAGCUUGGCAGAGGAGGUUUUGGGCCUGUUUAUUUGGGGAAACUAGAUGACGGUAGGAAAGUUGCUGUGAAGCAACUCAGCGUCGGCAAGUCUGGGCAGGGCGAAUCAGAGUUCUUCGUUGAAGUGAACAUGAUCACAAGCAUCCAGCACAAGAAUCUCGUUCGCCUGGUUGGGUGCUGCUCUGAGGGAUCCCAACGGCUGCUAGUCUACGAGUUCAUGAAGAACAAGAGCCUGGACAAGAUAUUAUUUGGGGGUGAUGGCGCACCGUUUCUGAACUGGAAAACCAGGCACCAGAUCAUUAUCGGCAUCGCACGAGGCUUGCAGUACCUUCACGAGGAGUCGAACCUGAGGAUCGUUCAUCGCGACAUCAAGGCCAGCAACAUCCUCCUAGAUGACAAGUUCCAGCCCAAGAUCAGCGACUUCGGCUUGGCCAGGUUCUUCCCCGAGGACCAGACGUACCUCAGCACUGCCUUUGCAGGCACGCUUGGCUACACUGCGCCUGAAUACGCCAUCAGAGGGGAGCUCACGGUGAAAGCCGACACCUACAGCUUCGGCGUGCUGGUGCUCGAGAUCAUCAGCAGCAGGAAGAACACGGACCUAUCCCUUCCCAACGAGAUGCAGUACCUUCCUGAACAUGCAUGGAGGCUCUACGAGCAAUCCAAGACCCUGGAACUUGUCGAUCCGAAGGUGCAGGCCGACGAGUUCGACGAGAAGGAGGUGCAGCAGGUGUGCCAGAUCGCGCUGCUGUGCGUGCAGCCGUACCCGAACCUGCGGCCGGCGAUGUCGGAGGUCGUGCUGAUGCUGACGAUGAAGAGCGACCAGACCAUCCCCGCGCCGAUGAAGCCAGCGUUCCUUGACCGGAAGAGCCUCAAGGACAAGAACGGCACGUCGGACACGGCGAUGGAGAUGCGAUCGUACUGGCUCAACACGCCCUCGCCCAUGGUCGACGACAGGCCAUACGACAUGAGCUAUGGCAUAUAGCUAGUGACGCCACCGCGUUUCUGAUGCCCCACGGAUACCAUGCGAGCAAGAUGAGUGCACACUGUGAGUGUGCGACGAUGCCGGUAAGAACUGUUCCAGGGAUUCAGGGGCUCGUGUUUUCAGCAACAAAAGUGUAGUGAAUCGGACACAGUAUUGUAGGACACUUUUUCGGCGCGCUCUUAGUUUUGUACAAACUCGUGCUACACUGGUCUAAAGAAAAUAAUGAGCGCUGUAUAUUACGAUAACAUGAGAGCGAAAGAUUUGCAGUUUUCGUUCAAAUAUGGAGUUUACACUCUUCCUGGAGGACUGUGAAUUUACGGUGAUUGAUCGCUGUAUUAAGCAAGUUGAUCACCGUAUUAUGCAAAGUGAUCACCUGUCACAAGAUCAUUAGGCUAACCGUGUGGUGUUUUUGCUUUCCACGUUCCGUUAUCCAAAGUUUGUUUGGGGGGUUUCAUGUAAUAAUUUGACUGUAUAGCACUGUUUAAUUGCCUUCCCUGUAGA
Molecule: messenger RNA, 3017 nt
Organism: Panicum virgatum (switchgrass)
Lineage: Eukaryota; Viridiplantae; Streptophyta; Magnoliopsida; Poales; Poaceae
Product: cold-responsive protein kinase 1-like
Exons: 6
Coding region: 1284-2516 (410 amino acids)
Biological process (GO): protein phosphorylation
Molecular function (GO): ATP binding; protein kinase activity
Source: RefSeq, a predicted model, not a curated record